This is a messenger RNA of Protopterus annectens (West African lungfish), 2078 nucleotides long. RefSeq names its product phosphatidylinositol transfer protein cytoplasmic 1 (gene PITPNC1). Gene Ontology annotation, cellular component: cytoplasm. Gene Ontology annotation, molecular function: phosphatidylinositol binding; phosphatidylinositol transfer activity. Lineage: Eukaryota; Metazoa; Chordata; Ceratodontiformes; Protopteridae. The transcript is spliced from 9 exons. Gene Ontology annotation, biological process: phospholipid transport. The record is from RefSeq and is a predicted model, not a curated record. Bases 672 to 1670 code for a protein of 332 amino acids.
CUGAUCCGGGAUCAGACCUUGUGAAGCACAAUCUGUCUGCAGCAUGUUAGGCAUUUAACUGCGGGGAGACUCUGCACACAGAACUACAACUGUAACUGCAGAGUAAGAACCACAUGAUCUUAUGGUUUUUGAAGUAAUAAGGAAUCCGGUGAUGAAAGUAGUAAGAGCUGCAACUUUUCAACUUAACUGUAGCGCAGUAUUCAGGAGUAAACUGCCUUAAACAGGGCCAUCAGAAAGAAACAAAGCGGUUAUCUGGAAGAAAGCAUCACGCCUUAUUACUUUUGUGUUCUGAUAUAACAUAUUUACUUAGGUCUAAUGCAGUUUGAGGAAGGCAUAUCUUGAUAGAUGCAAGGCUACCAAAUUAAGGCAUUUUCUGGAUGUUUUACUUCUCUUCCAGUAUCAGGGGAGGUUUAACUGGAGCAUUUCUGUAAGAAAGUACUUCGUGUUCUGAAAUGUACCCAAGCUUCAUUUAAAAGGAAGACUAGAGAAAGAACAGCAUUACCGCUGGCUCAGACCUCCUGUCUGGUUUGAUGCACAUCCGAGUAAAAGCCUAAAGGGGCUGACAAGUUUUCUGCAUUUUAUUUUGCAGUCACCGGGGUUUCAGACCUUGUAAUUCCUUUGUGAUAAUUAACAACUGUGGAAAUUUGAGCCUUUUAAAAACGGAAUACAAUAUGCUGCUGAAGGAAUAUAGGAUCUGUAUGCCUUUGACUGUGGAGGAGUAUAGAAUAGGACAGCUGUAUAUGAUCAGCAAACACAGCCAUGAACAAAGUGAUCGAGGAGAAGGUGUGGAAGUUGUACAGAAUGAACCCUACGAAGAUCCCACUUAUGGACAAGGCCAGUUCACAGAGAAGCGUGUAUACCUCAACAGUAAGUUGCCUAGCUGGGCUAGAGCAGUUGUUCCCAAGAUCUUUUAUGUCACAGAAAAAGCCUGGAACUAUUACCCUUAUACAGUCACAGAAUAUACGUGUUCAUUUUUGCCCAAAUUUUCUAUCCAUAUAGAAACAAAAUAUGAAGACAACAAUGGAAGCAACGAUAAUAUCUUUGACACAGAAGCCAAAGAACUGGAAAGAGAAGUAUGCUUCAUUGACAUUGCCUGUGAUGAAAUUCCUGAACGUUAUUAUAAAGAAUCUGAGGAUCUUAGAUAUUUUUUGUCAGAAAAGACAGGACGAGGCCUCCUGAAAGAAGGCUGGCGGGAUACACAAGAUCCAAUUAUGUGCUCCUAUAAACUAGUGACAGUCAAAUUUGAAGUCUGGGGGCUCCAGACAAGAGUAGAACAGUUUGUACACAAGGUCAUCCGUGAUGUGUUACUACUAGGUCAUCGGCAAGCUUUUGCAUGGGUGGACGAGUGGUAUGACAUGACAAUGGAUGAAGUCCGGGAGUUUGAACGAGCAACUCAAGAAGCCACCAACGAAAAGAUUGGGAUUUUUCCUCCAGCCAUCUCGAUCACUGACUUUGUGCUGCCUUCGUCAGCCCGUAGUGGUCCUUCCAGUGCACCGUCUACUCCUCUUACAACAGAGGCUCCAGAAUUCCUACUAGUUCCUAAAGAUCGACCCCGGAAAAAAUCUGCUCCAGAAACUCUCACUCUGCCAGAUCUGUCAGAAAACAGCACUACCUUAAAAUUACCAAACAGCCUUUCUUCAAAAAAGCCAUCAGAGCCCAAAAAGGAGUAAUACCUCAGUUCUUCCUAAUCCCCGAAUUAAUGAGGGAAUGUAAUGCUCCAUGGAGGACUGUUACUUAAGCUUGACUCAGAAAAGUGCAUGCGAACAGUACUCUGUGCUACAACAUUUCUCCACGUCCCAGUCUCAGUGCCACAUUGCACAGGGUGUUUCUCAUUCCGUUUUUUUGUUUGUUCGUUUUUUUUUUUAAAUGGCAGAAAACCGACCAAACUCUCAGUUUCAAAAGCCUAUGAUGUUGUGGUUUCCUGAUAUAAAGUUGUAGUUAAUAUAUGGGGCAUGCAUUUUGCAGUGCUAAACUGUUGAUGGGCCAUCGAAGGUAAUAUGACAAUGACGUUGGUCACCAAACUGACAGAACUUUACAGGCAGUAAUUCCGGAAUUAAAUGUUUGUUAUUUACUAGAAA